Bacillus rossius redtenbacheri is the source of this 26170-nucleotide messenger RNA. RefSeq names its product zinc finger MYM-type protein 1-like. The transcript has 2 exons. Lineage: Eukaryota; Metazoa; Arthropoda; Insecta; Phasmatodea; Bacillidae. The coding region runs from base 24881 to 26071 and encodes 396 amino acids. The record is from RefSeq and is a predicted model, not a curated record.
ACGCCAGUAUCAUGUGCUACCAUACUUAAGGUGUGUUAUUUUUAUUAUUACUGUUUAGAAUGUGAUACUUGAUAAUAUUAAUGCACUUGAAUUUAUUAGGGGGAAAAAAUAGUGCCAAAAUUUUAGUGAUAUGUAAAAUGUGUAUGUGAACCAUUUUCAGUAUUGAAGUAUAUUAAGCUAUAGUUGUACAGUCAUUUAGUGCUUAAAAUGUCUUUCUUUCAAUAAUGUUAUUUUAGGGACAUACUGUAUGUCACAUGGAAAAGAUACAUAUAUUGAAAAUUUUAUUUGUUUCACAACAUUCAUACAGACAUGCAUUUGUUUAUAAUUCUAUGGGAUUAAAAAAAAAGUGCAGCUGUUAUGUUAUGAGCAGCUGUUAUGUUUUGAUUACUGUUUUUAAUGAAUUGUGUAAGUACAUCUGUGCUUUUUCUACACUGUAUUUGUAUAGUUCCUUAGAAUUUUUCAGGUUUUUAUAUUAAUGCUUGUGUUUUCAUAGGUGUAUUGUUUAAAGAUUUGAUGUAUGUAAAUGAUAAAUAAUAAUGUUACAAGUAUUUAUCAUAUCUUAAAAUCAAAAUGUGAUAUUGAAAAUAUCAACAGGUCUGUGUUUGCCCAUAUAUGAGGUGUGUCCCAAAGUAAGUACAGUUUGGUCAUUAAAAAAAAUUAUCUUAUGAAAAAAAAAUUGUAUUCACAAUUUUAGUUUACUACAUAUCAACACCACAUUUUCAUAUAGUCGUCAUUCAGUUCGAACAACAUUUCACAAUGCUCUACCAGUUUAUUUAACCCCUCUGCAUAAAGGUUCGCUGCCUGGAAAUGGAACGGACGGGUCAUUCCAUGGAAAAUCACCCAAGGGUGGUUGCUGACCCAUUUUGAAAAAUUUGAAAUUUGGUUACAUAAAAAGUACAUACUCCAACAGUGCAAACCUGAAGGUACUGAUUAUUAUCUGCCACCAUUUUGAUUUUGCAGACCAAAAUGGCCGCUGCCAUGUACCAAAAUUUACAUUUUCAAGCCUUUAUGUUUUGUUUAGUAUUUUAAUAUCUAUAAAAAAAGAUACAAAGUCAUGUUCAAUGUCAUUGCAAAGAGGAGACUUAAGGCUAUUAAUAAUGCCACAAAAAAUAAACAGAAUGUUGUUUACAUGUCUUCAUUUAUAGACAUGAAAGUUGACCUUGAAACUGACUCUUUGUUAUUUUUCAAAAUUCAAAAUUUAAAAAAAAUAAACAAUGAAAUAUUGAGGCAUGUAAGUCUACAUGGAGUACUUGGCAAUGAUAUAUUGUCAAAAGAAUGUACUCAAUCCCUUCUUGGUAAAACAAAUUCCUAAAGUUUGUGUUUUAUUUGAAAAAAUCCAUUUUUUGAGGAGCUGUAAAACAAAAGGGCAAGUGAAAAAGUUCUGAAAAUUUGGCAAAACAUUGCCAUGAUAACCCUUAACACAACACUAAAAUAUCUUUGUGUUUUUUAAAUUGGUUUAUUCUCUGUAGCACACUAAAAAUGCAAAAAAAAAAGUAUUGUAUUCAAAUUCAAUUAACUGUUAUUAUUAUUGUUAUUACACUACCUAGUAAUUUAUUUGUCAUAUAUUUGGUAUUUUUAAGUGAAAUAUGACGUGUGGUACAUCAUGUAUAGAGUUGUAUGAUAUAAAAUAAUUUUACAAGAACCACAGAUGAAUAUUUGCAAUGAAAUUAUAACUUACAUUAGGUUUUCUUCUGUGGUUGAAAUGUAGUUUGUCAUUAUCAGCUGCUUUCGUCACCGGAAAAAAGUUUUAAGAAUAUUGUUCUACUUCAUAAUAAACAGUCACUUUCCUAAAUGUUUGAGCAAAAGUAUACUUAAUUCUUCACUUAGUUUUGGAUCAAUGUUAUGACAUCUGCCAGUUGUAGCCAAACUUAAUUCAAUGGGGGAAACAACAUGUAAAAUAUGUUUCUUUUUGACACACACUUUAUCACUAGAUGCGAGUUAGAAGGAUGUGUUGGGGCCUGCAGGAUGGAAAAUCAUUACGAAAUACGUAUUCACUUUGGUCAGGCACAAUGUCUUACACCUUCCCUAACCACCACUGUGAAUCAUAAACACAUGCUACAUAGACUUUUAGUUUUACAUCUAAUUUUUAAUAUUCUUCCUGAAUGAAGCAAACUUGAUGGUCGUCAGACAAGGAAGUAGUGAACACUUUAAUCUUAGUUUCAUUUAUUGGAAUGAAAGCAUCUGAAUCUCUUGUAUUAGGAAUAACUUUUGCUUUGGAGAACCUUUGGAGUAACAUGACUUUUUCGCCCACAAUAUCUUCUUCUGAUACAUAUAAGAAAUUUAUUCCAGUUAUAUUUGCUGAACAGUAGUAAAACAUCUGCAGAGGAGUGGCUAUUGGUUCCGCAUUCACAUGCUGCAGGCUAGCUUUGGAAAUUAUUCUUUUUACUGUACCACCUAUCCCAUCGCAAGCAUUCUUACCAUGGGAUGUGGCAAAAAUAUGCCAUUCCGCAUCUAUCCCAAAGUCAGUUUUGUGAUGACAUAAAUUUAAAAAAUUCUUCCUGUUUUUAUGUUGGUCUGCACAGCCAUCUGAAAAAUAAGUCACUUUCUCUGUAUCUGUGUUGAGUUUGUAUAGUUCAGUAAUGAGAGCUGCUUGAAAGCAAUAUACAGAUUAAGUUCUGUGGUUUAAAGAAUUGCUUCUUACAUAAAAACGUUUAGGUUUCAUUGUAGCUUCAUUCUCCAUGUCAGACUUUAAAUAUGCUAUAAAGGGAUGUAUGGUAGCUUGGCUAUUUACCCAAUGACAUCUCUGAAUUUCAUCUUGUAUCAGAAAUGUAAAAUUUUCAGAAAAAUUUCCUACAACCAAAAAUUAAUUUAAUUUUAAUCUCUCUUUUCUUAAACUUAGAUAUUGGGCCUAUUUUUUUUGCAAUGAAAUGGUGUUUCUUCAAAAAACUCAGAUUAUUAAUUACCAUGUCUAUAAAAUCAUUGUAUGGCUUGCACACUAUUUUAAGUUCACACCUGUCUACAGUAACCCACUGAUGAUAUUUUAUUUCAUUUUCACAGUCAUCAACAAUAUCAUCAUUUUCAUCUUCUGCCUCCUCUUCAUUUUUGCACAAAACUUCUUUGACUUCUUUUCCAGUUGGGCAGAACUCACACUUAUUGAACAUACACUUUUCAUUGUUAAGAUCACAUGUGAGUAAUUGUAGAAGUUCUUUGUAAUUGAAAUAACCACUUCUUACAGCACUGACCAUUAGUUUGACUUUUUGAUGGCUCAUGCACACACACACAUUGUGAGUUCCUUUAGGCCCUGCUAGGAUACACCAUUUUGGUCAAAGGUGUGCAAAUUUUGAAAAACAUACACAUAAAAUCGGUUUUUCCAUACUACUUUACUAGUUUUCUUGUACUCUUGACCAAGUAUUCACUCACACCAAACUCAGCCAUAACCUUUUGUUUAUUUCAGCUUGAAGGUAAUAAACUUAAUAUAUUGAUUUUGUCCUUUACUGAUGUAGCUUGCUUCAUUUUUUCCUUAAGCUUGUUUAUUAAAAUACUGUACUCAUCCAAAUUAACCACCUCCCCAAAUAAAUCUUCUUCAACAUAAGGUACGUCAAAAGACGUUGACAAUUUCUUUCCUAGGCUCUUUGAUACUUUCUCGACUUUUCUUGUAAUGACAAGAUAUUCUUUUAUCUGAACUCAACUUGGCUACUUUCAAUGGAGACUCGCCUAACAACUGACAAGCUACAUUUAUAUUUUCUAUGGUUUGUUAAUUGUGUUCAUAAUCUAAAUCACUGCCGUCACUUGCACAACUAAUAUUGGAUAUUCUUGUCCAACAUUUUGUACAUAGAGAUUUCCCUGGAAUAAUUUUUAUGUUUUUUACUUUAGCUUCAUUAUAUUUUUCAAUCGUUAUUUGUCUAAGAGAUUUUCCAAUUCAUUUUGAGUGUAUGAGCAAUGGUCUGAACAACAAUUUUCAAAUAAAUGAUUAUACUUUUGCAGCAUUUUUGCACUAUGAUAAUCACAAACACAAACAAUGUUUCUGGUAUUAAGUCGUACUUGAAGCAUUAACUUGUCAUCCUCUUCAAAUUCAUUGAUCUCUCUGAUUCUUUUAGACGCCCCAUAAGCAGUCUUAUAAAAAGGUUCAUUCAAGAAAAUUCCUACGGACACUCCAUUAUAAUAAAUAAUGUCCGUAAAAAUAAACUUUAAAUAAAUAGCUAACAUACAUACGCUAUGGUGUGAAUUAAAUCAGUUACUGACUACAAACCACUUUAAAACCACAAACACUGAACACUUAGUGCCUAAGUCACAUCUGCACAGGCACAGGUCUACUUCCAGACUGACACUGGCUUGCCAGUCAGUUCCUGUUCUAACCUGCCAAGACCAGCGUACAGACAUGCUCAUAAUGUGAGUUCACAACGCUAUCUAGGAAUGUCUUUAAGAAGUAUAGCAAUAUAUGUGUUGGCAAUUAGAGGCACAUGUAUGCCAAAUAUUUGACAGAUAAAUUAAUAGGUAGUGUAAUAAUAAUAAUAAUAAUAAUAAUAAUAAUAAUAAUAAUAAUAAUAAUAAUAAUAAUAAUAGCAGUUCAUUGAACUUGAAUACAAUUUAAUUUUUUUUUUUUGCAUUUUUAGGCUACUACAGAGAAUAAACCAAUUAAAAAACACAAAGAUAUUUUAGUGGCGUGUUACGGGUUAUCAUGGCAAUGUUUUGCCAAAUUUUCAGAACUUUUUCACUUGCCCUUUUUGUUUUACAGCUCCUCAAAAAUGGAUUUUUCAAAAAACACAAACUAUAGGAAUUUGUUUCACCAAGAAGGGAUUGAGUACGUUCUUUUGGCAAUAUAUCAUUGCCAAGUACUCCAUGUAGACUUACUUGCCUCAAGAUUUCAUAGUGUGUUUUGAAUUUUGAAAGAAAGUAGAAGCAGUUGAUAAUUAAUAAAAUGUCGGUUUCAAGGUCAACUUUCAUGUCUAUAAAUAAAGACAUGUAAACAAAAUUUAGUUUAUUUUUAGUGGCAUUAUUAAUAGCCCUAAGUCUCUUCUUUGGAAUGACCUUGAACAUGACUUCGUAUCUUUUAUAGAUAUUAAGAUAUUAAACAAAACAUAAAGGCUUGAAAAUGUAAAUUUUGGUACAUGGCAGCAGCCAGUUUGGUCUGUAAAAUCAAAAUGGUGGCAGAUAAAAAUCAGUACCUUCAGGUUUGCACUGUUGGAAUAUAUACUUUUUAUGUGACAAAAUUUCAAAUUUUUUUAAAAUGAGUCACCAAACAAAUUAAUUGAAAUUGGGUGAUUUUCCAUGCAAUAACCUGGACGCUUCGGCCAUAGGCAUCAUGGACUUUGAAUACACAAUGUGUGCAGCCUAAGUACAGGCGCUUAGUAAACAUCUCCGUAAAAAGCAGUGGCGUCUCAUUAAGGGCAAGGAAGGCAAGCAAAUAAAUAUUUUAUUCAGAAUAGUAUUUUACUUUGGCUCGUGCAGUUAGGUGUAUGUAUUUUUUACAUUAUCUUCUUGGGACCCAAUACUCUGCGCUGUGCGCUAUAAGAAAAGAAAUUGUUGACACACAAAACAUGCUGUUUUAGAAGCAUUGCUAGGUUUAGAAGUGCUGGUAGGACCGCUUUCAGCAGGAAGGCUGCCGCAGUGGUUUCCUUUCGGAAGGGGGGUGGCAUGGUACAUAGGUUCGAGGAGGAGAUUGGCUGUAAAAAUACGUGGUAGAAGCUACGAAGGUAACACUUUCUUGCCGAACUGAAGCGAACAUGGCCGAAGCAGACGGUGGAAUUCUUCCGCCGACUGCUUCGGCCUACAGUUCGGCACGGCAGGUGGCGAGGUGGCGUUUCAGGAAUGGAAUGAUUGACAUGCCAGUUUCUUGGUACACGUACCAUUUAACAGAGUUUCUGAUCACGUCUGAAGAUAAUUUCUUUUGUGUUUGUAUGAAAAAUACCAACAUUUAAUUUUUACUAUUCGAGUACAUUUUUAUGAGGUUCUUCUCUUUAUUUUAAGUACUUACUUUGCCAUGUGUGGUCUGUUUAUAUAUUUUGUACAGGAUAUCGAUGAUGCUACACUUCCACUUAGUAUAUAAAUAAUGUAGAGUAGGUAUUUUAUUAUCAGAAUAAUGUAAGUCAAACAUUAUUAUUUUUCAAAAUAAUUUAUAAUAAAAAAAAGUCAAUUUUUUUACCUGUGGAAUAGUCAAUGUUCAGUUAAGAAAACUACUUAAAUAGCACCCUUUUGUACCUUGAAAUACAUAUUUUCCCGGGGGAGGACCCCCCCCCCCCCCCCCCCCCCCGAGCCGUGUUUUGGGGUGAACGGAGUUGUUGCUUCCCCUCAUGUAAACCUCACGCCUCGCCACUGGUAAAAAGUUUACGCAAUCUCCAUACUCAAGUUGAAAAAUGAUGGCUACCAUUUUUUGGAAUGAAAAGGGCUUCAUUUUGGUUGAUUUAAUGAAAUGUAAGUCAACAAUUACAGCAAAAUGUACAAAAUUACGAUUGUCAACUGGUUUAAUUUCUAAGUGGCAAACUUCUAUGCAGAUGGGUUAAAUAAACUGGUAGAGUAUUGCGAAAAUUGCUAGGAACUGAAUGGUGAAUGUGAUGUAGAUAUGUAAUAAACUAAAACUUUCAAUAAAACCUUUUUGUCAUGAGUUUAUUUUUUUUAAUGACCAAACUGUACUUACUUUUCAGAAUUGCCUUGUAUUAUAUUGACCUAGCCUAGUUUAGUUUUUUUUAGUGAAAUUGUUAUAGAUAACUAUAAUCAACUUGAAGAAGCUACCUACUAUAGCACGUCUUGUUGUCAGAUUGCAGCUCAGAGUAAAUUUUGAAUUGGUCGCACUGUUACCAUAUUGAUACUGCAUGAUGAAUUCCCUCUCUGCAUCUCCCACGGCAUGUGUUUUUAUUGCCCAGUGUUUUGCAACAUGAAGAGUUUUUUUUUUUUUUUUUUAAUUUUUGAGACUGAUAACUAAACUAAUAAGUGAGUUAAUGAGCUAUUUUUAUGGUCCACAAAAAAUACGGAUUCACCUAGCAUAAAUAUUCUAAUGCUGUUUGGCCGUUGAUUUAGGGGCUGUGUUGUAAUUUAGCACUUACAGUCUAUUAAAUGUUUUCCAAGACGAUAAUAAGAACACAAUUUAAUUCUUUUACCUUUUGAAAAUGGGUUUAGAGUUAUUUUUACUCAUGUUAGGUGAAGUUGCUUUUGAUGAACUGCAAUCACCAAAUUUUAUGUACCCAAAAUUUUAACUAACAUUUUAGAUUAAGUGACAAUGGCACAGGCUGAAAGGACAGCACUACCAGGAGAAACUGGGCUUUGAACAUAGAGAUUUGUGCCUACUACACGUCACUGCAAUCUAAGGAUUAGACUUUCUGUAACUGUAUAGAUAAAUUUCUUGAUAAUUUCAUACCUGUAUUUGUUUUGGUGCAAACAUUACAGUAGAAAUGGACACAGUUAUGCAUUCAGGAACCAACUGUAAAAUCUCUUUUCUUGUUCUAUGCCUUUUUCACAAAACCUUGCAAAUAAAAUUUUACACUUUUAUCGCAACCACAUAGCUUGGCAUAGUUAUCUUCCAUAUUGAUUCCAUUUCAUAGUACUUAACAAGUAUUAAUUGUUUAUAUUCUAACCAAGAUCCCAAAAUUAAGAAUGUAUUUGGUUUCUGAUUGCAUAACUGUGUAAUGUUGUCUGUUUUCUCUAGAGUUUCCUUUUCCUAUUUACAAUUUCAUUUUCCAUCCUCCAUUACUUGCCAUAAACUGUAAAUUGCUUCAUUUUUUUCAUAAUAUAACUAUUGUUUUUCCUAUGUACUGUUUUAAUGUACAUAUUAAUUAGUAGUAUGUUACUGCAUGAUAAAAAAAAAUUGUAAGAAAAUCUUUAUCAUUAAACAAAGUAGAGAUUUGAAUUUACAAGAAACCUCAUCAUUAUUCACAGUUUAUGUUAUUUCUGUUAAUUAGCUUAGGCCAAAAAAGUAUGUUUUAACAGUAAGGAUGCAUUACACUUCAUGUAAUUUCAUCCAUUCAGAUAUCACCCAUUUUUUCUAUUUACCUGGUUAAAGUGCUGUAGGCAUGUUUUACUCUAAUUAACAAACACAACAUUCAAGUACACUUCCGACUCGCAUAGCACGAGUUCAAUUAACGCGAAUGUGCAUAACGCGAGAACAAUUUUUGAGGAAUGGUUUCAGAUAGUGCGAAAUAAAAACCCGCAUAACGUGAGGUGAGAAUUAAUUUUUUGGUAUAAAUUUACUGCCGCAGGGUGUCGCUGCAUUGUCGGAUACAUUGUGUGAAUGCCGCUCGGGCAGUGUCUAGCCGAGCUCGGCGCGUCAACUAUCGCAAGAAAAAGCUGUCUCAGCUAUAAUUUUAUCUUACCCGCCCGCCACAAGUGUGUGUCGUUUUCAUGACUCAAAGCGCUUCCCAGGCAUACUAGAUAUACUAGAUAUACUAGUUAUCGUCAAGCUUUGUUUUAUUGUACACUUUAUAAUCAGCUAGUCAUUUUGUUGUUGUGCUUGGUAAAAUUCGCAUUACAUAUGUAAUAAUUAUGAAACGUGCAAAAGAAGUACAGUCUGAUAAAGUGGUAGCUAAAAGAAAAACUAUUUCUUUAGAAACGAAGUUGGAAGUUGUACGGCGUUCUAAAAACCAUGAAGGUAACAGUGCAAUUGGUCACGCAUUAGGCCUAAGUGAAUCUACGGUACGGACCAUUAUCAUAUUUUGCAAAAUAAAUGAAGCUUGUAUGAUUGUAGAGGAGAAUGAUCCUAACGAAGAAAGAAGUGACAACUUCAAAAAAGAAAUGAUAAGGUAUGUCAGGUGUACAAAGACUUGUACGAACACAAAAAAAAAGUAAAACACAAACACGGCUAGAAAUUUUUUUUGCGCCUGCAUCGACUUCCAAAAGAGCAGACCUUGUGAAGGAGGCGACUGCGCCGUUUUGGGAAAGAGAAGAUGAAGGUUGUGACACGCCAGCUACCCCUCCCACUUCAGGACAGGAAGUUGAUUAACCCCCUGCUGUACUCAAAAACAAGGACAGCUUGUUUACAUUUUCACUCAUGGAGGAAGAAGCGACUACAUCCACAUCCGCUUUUUCUCCGGACAAUCUACGUUAAUCUUUCCAUUUAUGUAAAGCAAUCUGCAACUUAUGUCAUGUGUGUUUACAAGUUCAUUUUUUUGUUUUAGGUUUUUUUUUAAACAGACACACAUAAGAAUUUAGGGGAAAACUCAAAGGGAACUGGGUGUGUGUGCGCCCAAACAGUUGUGCCAUUUUUCAUUAUUGUUCUUAGAUGUUUUUUCCUCAAAGUUAAUACGACUGAUGCUCUCUACCACUACGUGUGACAGUUUUAUUACCUUCCCCUUGUACUUAAAAGGAUUUUUUUGUGCGUUCACUAAACCGUACCAUGUAAAAUAACAUUGUUAUUAACAGGGAUAGCCAAACUCGCGUAACGCGAAUUCUCUUAGCGCAAGUAUUUCGGAACCAAUUGUUCGCGGUAUGCGAGUCCGAGGUGUAUAGUCUUAAAUUACAUACAGGUUAAACGGAUAAUAUUAAUAUGUAUUGUGCUAGGCACAAAUUUAUGCGGUAAAAUACUUUUUUGUGUAAUUCUACAUAAAAUCAUUGUAAUAAUAAUAUUCUAUUUAGGUACUGGCUUAUUACUUAAAAAAAAAAUACAGUGUUUUAUCGCAUAAUCGUCGCACAUUUUAUACUAAAAUCGAGUUUAAAAAGUAGGGGUGAGUCAUGCAACAAACACCUUUCUUCAACUUUAAAAAGUAAAACAAAAUCUGUUACCCAAAUGCGAGCCUGAACUAACGCAUAACUAUUGUCGUAGUACACACUUACCACGAAAGAGUGCAGGCCAUCAAAUGUAGUUAACUCAGCACUCAACAGAGAGCGCGUAUUGUAUGCAAUCUGCGAGAUAUCAAUAUCAAUAUUCGACUACGGUACACUGCGGCAACACAGAUGGAAAGAUAAAGGUUAUAACGUUUAAAAAGUCUUUAAAAGAAAAUUUACGCAUGAGACAACUUCGUAUUUCCGUUAAUUAAAUAAGUAAGUGGUAAUGUCCGAAUAAAUAUUAGAUUUCUACUUUAAAAUACAUUGUUUUAUACGGAAAAAAUAUCUACACUAAGUGCUCGGAAUCUUAUAGAGGAACUAAAAACAUCAUGCAACGUUUACAUGAGAUGUUUUUUUAUCGAAAUUUUGACGCCCUAAAAUAUGUGUGCGACGAUUAUGCGCGUGCAAUGAUUAUGCGAUAAAACAGGGUAUAUCGAAUUGCUGGAGACUUGCAUUAAAUCUGUUUUGUAUCUGUUAUCAGAUCUGUUAAAGUAAUGUAUUGGUAAUUGGCUCGGUAUCUGUUUUCAUGCCUAUCACCUAUUACUGAUUUUUAGUUACUUGUUUCUUAUUAGAUUAUGACUCCAGAAUUUGUUGCUUACUUUACAGAACACCAUUAAUCACCUAUUGCUAAAUGUGAACUGACUGCCCAUGUUUUUAUCUUCUAUUUUUGAAGCUACUUAAAAAUACAAUCUUUAUACACUAUAAAUAGAGAUUACAAGAUUCUAGCCUAUGCCAUGUAAAUAAUUACCUUGUAUAAUACACCUCACAAAAUUUAGUUUCUAAGAGCACUUAUCUUUUUCAAUGUAUUGUAAGUUAAAAUUGUAAAUUUUUUUUAAUGUUGCUGUAAACAUUUAAAACUAUUUACCAUUGGCUGCUUGUAAAUAAACUUUAGAAAAUGACUUUAAUGGUCAUUAGCAUAACUUAAUGCAUUCACUGUGACAUACAUAUUAUAUGCAUUAUAAAUCAUAAGGAACAUGUAGAUAGUUUGCAGUAGAAGCUUAAUUUUUAAAACACUACAUAAAAAUAGCAAUAUUGUGCUGUUAUCCAUGCUGAAAUGGACACCUGCCAUAUGGUGCUGCUAACAAGUAUACUACCAAAGAUUGAACUACAAAGUUGGUUUCCACGUAAUAAUUUUUUUCUGUAUUUUAGAGUGAAAUGUUAAAGGAGCUAUUUAGUAACUUCUCUGAGAGUGAUUGUGAUCAUUGUGAAACUAUUCAGUGCUUUAAUGGUUAACUAAGGAUGUAUAAAACACUGCCCAAAUACACAUUUCACAUUUAUGAUUAGUAUGGUUUUUUAAUAAAUGAUUGUAAAAGUAUUAAAUUUAUAAACAAUUUCUAAUACAUAUUUUUUGACACAGUUGUGCUUCACUAAGUUAUGCGAUGCUGCCAUAUAUAUGUUACAUAGCUUUUGUAUAGUCGUCCUCCAGUGAACAAUAGUGCAAGAAUUGAAAGUCAGCCAUUCAGUUUGAUUUAUUACAGGUUGUCUUUUUGAUAGUGAAAGUCAGUAAAAUUUUCAGUUAGUAUUAUGUAUUUUUUUAAAGUCACUGACAUGUCCUGCUCUUCAUUGUAAUUUAUUAUUUUUCCAAACCAAAAGAAGCUUGCCAUCAUCUGACCAACUUGUAAGAUGAAAAUAUUAGAAGUAAAUUUGAUACUUAUGUCUUUGUAUUAUAUACAUGUAAAAUAUGUGUUAAUGUCCAAAAUGUUGAUUUUGUAUUUUACAUUCUAUAUGUUUAUGAUAAGUGCCUUUCUUGCAUAAUUUAUGUCUAUAUAAGGCCUUUUGCACAGUUGUCUCUUGGUUAUGGGAUGAUCCAAUGUCGAUCUCCAGUGGAGAUACUUCAGGUUAAGUUACAGCUCUGCUAAACCUAUCAAUAUUUAUUUAGUGAUUAGUAUUUUACUUGGUCUGUCUUUAAUCUGGGGAUCAUUCUGGCACAGGGUUUGUCACUUCUUCCAUGCAUUUGUACACGCACGCACGCACAUAUGCAUUAAAAUUACAUGUCAUUUUUGGUCUCGCUGUUAGGUUCAGAAUGUUUGUGUGGAUAGUAAUGUUCCGUGUAUUAGGGAUUUAGGCACGUUUUAUUUAAAAUUUUGUUAUCAUAAAUAUUUUUUUGGAAAUUUAUUUUUUUUACUCAUCUUACAUCUUUACGGCCAGGCCCUCAGCCUCUGUUCUCAGAGGCGAGCUGAUUUUUUUACCAGCCUAAUGCUAGGUUAGCAGUCUGGCUAAUAUUUCUCCCGCCUAUAGGCACGUCGGAGGCCGGUAACUUAAUUUCUCUGCAUGACUUUUUUGCCUACAGCAGCUUGUGAAGCAGUGCUGAGCCCUGCUAACUCUAUCACGAAUCGGUAUAAGGUUCACUAGCAGCAAGACACGACAGUAGGAUCCCGUGGGCCUUGUGUCCCACACUCCAUGCGUUUUUUGAAGCCAUCCCCCCUUCUCCCCCUCCUCUUUCUUCUCAGAAGUGAAGCCAGGAGCGAUGACCGCUUGUGAACUCACGGGGACGGUAACCGAAUUCAAGACCAUCUCAGGCUUGACAGCCGCAGAUACGAUUCUGGACUUUAACGACAUCUAGCGACGGCUUUGGUCACUAACGCCACUUGUGGGCGUCGGCAGCGCAGACACCAGCGCUUUCGCGUGGAGGUAACGACAACCUUUCUCCCCCUUAUGUCUCGGGCCGCUAGGUGGCAACACUGGUUACUCCAUAUACACCUAACAUUGACACACUCGUCGGCCACAAGUCGAUUUAUUAAUACUUCUUCUCGCCACCAAAAGAUAGCGCCUCAGUCGGGCAGUCACUCCAGUAAGAUCUAAUAUUUUUUAUGCUGGACACCUUCGGAUGGGCUCGGUAAUUUUCGGCUCAUAGCCUAACCCCCCUCCCAUUCUCUAGAGAUCCCGCGCUUAUUACAUACUGACGAUAUCCCGCUCUGAAGGGACUUCGGUGCGCACCUCCUGACUGACUGGUACCGUUUGUUACUGCGAUCUUCGGCGAAUUAUCGGCCUCGCAUCUCGAAUUAUGUAGUCUUCUCAGACUAUAGGGAUGAAGCCCGUAUCUAAAAAUUAAUAUAAACCAGUCAGUAGUUUAGUUAAAAGUAGAGAACCUUAGUUUUUUUAUUUAUAUAUUUUUUUCUUAAAUCAUGAAAAUUUCUGCGUCUACCGCGAAUCAUUUCCCUUUAUUGGCCUUUUGCGCCAUUUAAGUAUACUGUCUGGAAACAGGUCUGAUUCUUUGGAAUUUGGACUUCUGUUUCAGACAGGGUUCCAAGUUUGGCGCAACCAAAAUCCUCUGCCAGAACCUCUGGAGUUGGAUCCUGAGCAGAAUCCACCAUCUUUAGGCCUACUACCUCGAUCACCGUCUACCUACAGCCCCGGGUGAUACCCGCAUCAUUCUAUCAUUUUCUUUACGAACUCAAAAAUAGUGUAACCCAGUUAAAACAGCAGACAGUUAGGAGAGAAAAUUUAUAUAAUGUUUUGCAAGGACUAUAUGUACAACCAGUAAAGUUAGCGAUGUUAAUUUCAUUCAUGUUUUUAAAUAUUGUAAUUUUUGUUAUACAUUCAGGGCCGGCCCUAUCGUAAAUAAAGUUAAAGAAUAUAAUAUAAUAAGUGUAAUUGUGAGGAAUGUAUGUAAGAUCACUUAUCAAUGAAAAACAGAUGUUACAAAGGAAAAUUUAAUCUAUAAAAAAAGAAAGAACAAUGAUUAAUAAAAUAAGGAAGUCUAUAGACGUAACUGUUGUUUUUAUUUAAUUAAUCUAUAAUAAUGAUCCUUUUUCUCCCAAGUGUUCGUAGGGAGUCUCUAAAUUUUCUUUGUUUACUCCUAGUGUCGCCUCUGUUGUUGACUUUUGAUAGCUAUUAAUUGAGGGCCCCAGUAUUAAGAGUUUCCAAAUCUUUUUAUCUAAUUACUUAAUUAUUCUUUAAGACACUUGGGGUGUUACAAAAUGGUAGCAGAGCGUGAUUACGUCUAUAGGCAUACCUAAGUUGAAAGGUCAUACCUAAAAUUUAAAUUAAAAAAAAAAAAUUAAAUUAAAAAAAAAAUUAUUAAUUUUUUUGGUCACUCUGAAUCUUAUUGUAGUAAGUAAUUUGUGAACUGUCCGCUGAUACACUUAGUAGCUAAAUUGAACCUUGAAUUUUAAAAUUAUCAUUAGUUUUGCUGCACUUCGGUCUCUGUGUUUACAUUUGAGCGCGCUCCGAGAGGCUGCUUGCUGCCCGCCCACGCAACUCGGGCCGCGCGCGUGGCUUAUCAACAGAGACGUGUCCGCCGGACGAGAUACACCUCACUCCCCCACACCCCCAGUUAAAGGCGCUGUGCGCCAAGGUCAGUCCUGCUGGCUGACAUGACCUUCAUUAAACCAUGCUGUCAUUUGAGCUAUUGGUGAAGACAAUGGCUUUUGUGAGAGGAGCGCAGUCGCGUGAACUGGCUGUGUUGUGCAGUUUUCUGGGAGAGUCGUGGAGCAAGACAGUCAUAGCUGCGACGGGGUUGUGUGCUGGUUCGAGGAGCGAGAUAGUCCAGGAACCAACUGCGAGCGGGAUGUGGUUCUCUUUGCUGGUCUGAGGUGGUUUUUUGGAGUGAGCAAUGUUCCUCAGGUUUUUACUGCAGGUUUGCAUGUUUUGAGCUGUGAUUGCUGAAUAAUUCAGUAUUUAUGGGUGCUAAAUGCAGUAAAAUUUCUGGAAUCAAAGGCAUCUUGUCAGGAGCCACUGCAAGCUAGGCGACUUCAAAGGGGACAGAAUUUUUCCAUUCAAAGUAAAACAGCUUUUUACUGUUGGAAUUUUACCAGGUGGCUGCAGCAAAAAUGCUAAAGAAACGGCAAGUGAACAUGGUAUCAAUUGUACGUGCUGUUUCUGAUUUCAUAGAAUUAGAGAUUUAAUGCCUGCAAAGCCCAGCACAAGGAAUAAAAUUUUGUUAUUUUUUGUUGGUGGCUUUCUUGGGAGACUUUUUAAGACAAAGUUAUGCAUUGUUAGUUUGUUUUUAUAUGCUACUAAACCAAGCUUAGCUGUGGCUAAUUCUUGAAUGGUGAACUAAAGGAAGACUAUGAAUAGCCUAAGUACCUACCAGGUGUAUUUAAAAUGGCAUGUUCUUGUAACAAGACUUAUUUCAGGCAGAAGGAUCUCCACUUGCCAAAAAAGACCAUUAAGCAGAUAUCAAAUAUAAAAAAUCGUUUGUCCAUAGUACCAGGACACGCAUUUCAUGGUGGAUCAAGGUAAGGCUCAACUUGAGCUGUGAAGCAUGGUGUCGUAGGUCAAGUUUAGUGGAGGAUCGCGGGUGCACCACUUGGGAGAGCGUGAAGCUUGAACAACUUUUUUAAGCUUCUCCAACACUCGUAAUUUUAUGAACUUGCAUCUGCAGUUUCUUGUUAUCAGUCAAUUUCUGUACCAAGUUAAAUCUGCUUGUAUUGACAACUUGUCUUUAUCCUGAAUAAUGUUUCUGCAUUUAUGAACAAAGAAAUUAGAUCUAAGAAAUACUUGCUCAAAAAAAAUUAAUUUUUUUUUUCUAAUCUUAAAUUCUUAAAUUUAUACAUUAAAUGAAAUGUGAAGUCGAUCUUGAAACUUGUGAAUGCUGUUGUUUUUGUUAACCUUUAUAUUGUGUAUUAAUGUUGGAUUUUUGUUUGGAAAUUAGCAAGUUGUUAAUAACUAUUUUCUAAAUACUUCAUGCUUGUUGAAAAACAAAUACCGUACAUCCUCAACAAAAUUGGUUAAGUGAAAAGAGUCAAGGAUGUAAAUUUAUUUUUGUUGAAUUUAGGAUGGAAGGAAAAAAAAAUUAUAGGAUAUUUUUUAAUUGAUCUUCCAUAGUUAAGUUACAAUAACUUAUCAAGGCCCCUUUGAAGUUAAACGUUUUACCAAAUAUGAAGUACAUGCAAUCAUUCAGGACAAUAAUUCUGUUUUUAAUACAAUACAAUGAGCCCAUUUCAUUUACCCCUUACGUGUGUUUGAUUGUGAUUGUGUAUGUAUUUUAAAACUUUUAAACUUCUAUGUUAAAAGCUAGUAUUCCAAAAUAUUUGUUUGUAAUGUACAUACAACUUUUGCUUGGAUUUAUAAGUAAUUUAUUAUAAUUGCUGUGAUUUUAUGUAUGGUACAGUUAGAGGUGCUUUGCUUUUAUCUAUGUUAAUAUUGUCUUUGUUUACUUGAAAUGUAUAACAAGAAUGGUUUGAUAAAAACAGUUAUCUUUACUUCGCAAACUUUUUUUUUUUACAUUUCCUAGAGCAAUUUUUUGCAUUGAAAACAUAUGUCGUAGCAGAUGUAUUAGACAAAAUAUCAGCUAAGAGUAUCAGUGUGACUAAAAUGAGGUUGUGGAGGGGGAAUGGCACUUUCAUUUUUAGCAAGUUCCUUUUUUUCUUGGUUUAGUUCCAUGGGUGUUGGUCAGAAUACAUGUCUCCUUCGUAGGAAUUUCUGGGUUCAGUUCUUCAGCAUAAAUCCAGGAUAUUUCACUAGUUGGGAACAUGGUGGACGUUGGUGUGAGCUGGUAGGUACAUGGAGCAUCAAUUUUCCAAAACAAUUUGCGAUGCUCAUUUUUUGGGUACCUAACCGAUAAUUUACAAAAAAAAAUUUGGCCAGUGUCAUAAGAUUAAUAUGUACAGUAGAUCCUCUUUUUUACAUAUUUUAAGGGACCCGAAAAAAUAUAUGUAAAAUGCAGGAAUAUGUAAAAAGUGGGAUAUGCUAAAUUUUUUAAAAUUAAUAUUUAAUCGUUAUAAAUACCAUUAUUAGCAGAUAGUAUGCACUAAACAAAGUCAAAUGUUACAUAUUCUCAAGUUUUACACAAUAAUAAGCACUUAUUAUCUCAGACAGUAAAACAAAGACAACCUUAACAGCACUUUAAACAAAAUUGUUAAUAAAAAUUGUUACUAUACAAUAAUUACCUUCAAUAUCACACUUAGUCAAAUAUAAUCAAUCUUACUUAAAGCUUCUUGAAGAAGUCUGAAAUGUGCGAUUGUUUUGAAUGGAGUCUGCACAAGUGCUCAAUGUCCACCUCAAGUUUGUGCAGGGUCGGAAUAAGGUCUUCAGCAUUAUUGAAACUAGACACAAAUUUUUUUAAGGUACACACCGCCUGAGUUGCUUCUGCCUGCGUUGGAAUAGGUUUUUUACCAUCUUCGUCUUCUUCGCUGUCUUGACAGUCAACAGAAGCAUUUUCUGUCAGAUGGUUGUUGACGAUGUCAUUUAAGUCUUCAAUUUCUGUUGUUACAUCAUCACUGUUUACUUCUACAAAGUCAAUAAAUGACACACCAGCUUGCAGUUUUGCCACUUCUUCAUCAAGUUGAUCAUUACUGGAUAACUCUUCAACAGCAGUCACUCCAGAAGAAAAGAAUCCAGCUUUUUUGAAACAGUUAGCUAUAGUUUCUGGCUGUACCUUGUUCCACGAAUAAGCAAUGUUAUGAAGUGCAUCAAGAAUAUUGAACUUCAAGGUGGUGGGGUCGUUUCCAGAUUCUAGCAUGCACAGAGCUUUCUGUACCAACCUUUUCCUGUAGUUUACCUUGAACACAUGGCUGGUGCAGUUAGCAGGAAAAAAGACCAACUUUACGUUCCUCAGCUCUAUGUGAUGUGGAUGUGCUGGACACUGGUCUAUAAAAAGGACAAUUUUACGGUUUUGGCUUCCCAUUUUCGCAUCCAGUGCAUGUAGCUGAGACUCAAAAAUGCUUCUAGUCAUCCAAGCCUUCAAGUUUGAUGAAUACUUUGUGGGCUGUGUUUUUAUGUUCCUAAAACAUCUGGGAUUCUUACUUUUACCAAUUACAAAUGGUGGCAGCUUUUCACUGCCAUCUGCAUUUGUCGCAAGAAGAAUGGUAAGUCGUAAUUUACUGUUUUUUCCUCCAUGGCAGCGUUCUCCUUUAAUACUGAGUGUUUUGCUUGGCAUCACACCAUAGAACAGUCCAGUUUCGUCUGCAUUAAAUACAUCCUUUGAUGCAUACUCCAAGAGAUGAUGGCGUAACUACUCAGUUGUCCAGGUUUCAACAGUUUGAGUGUUCACACUAUUACUUUCGCCACAGAUUGUACUGAACACAACAUUAUUUCUUUCUUGGAGUCUGCAAAUCCAGCCGUUAGAUGCAGUGAAAUCUUUGAUCCCUAACCUAUCAGCUAUUUGCCCUGCUUUCUCACGAAGUAAAACACCACUAACGGGAAUGUUUGCAGAUUGUGCUUCAGUAAACCUUUUUUUCAAAAUAUCUUCCAGCUUCUCGUAAGUUGAUGUCCGUACAUACUUUCGCUUAUUCGCGGUCGCUGCCCCACAUUUAACAUAAUUUUCUUCCACUGUCUUGCGGUUUCUCAAAAUCAUGUUCAGUGUUGAACACGAAAUCAUAAGUUCAUUAGCAAGAGAAACUUGGGUACCCAUGUGCGCAUCAUAGCAUCUCAAAAUGUCCAGUUUUUUUUUAUUGUGAGAGUUUUUCUUACACUUUUUUCGGACAUCAUGAAUGCUCCUGCACUAGCAAAUUAUUUAUUUCAGAUUUUGGGCAAAUAUUUAAAUAAAACUAACCCAUCACUUGUUAUGAAUUGGAAAAAAACGUAGCACUAUCGUUGCCAAGUUCGGAAUUCACUACUGCCAACUGCUACCAGAAACUUUUUUUUUGGGAAUUUGUUAACCAAAAUCAUUUAUUAAAAUAUAAAAUACCAUUAAUAUUUUUAUAAAUGAUUUAAAAUUUUUAUUUAUAUUGCUAACUAAAUCGGCCAUUUUAUAAUUUUAAAUCACUAAUAUUAAGUCACCAAGAAAAACUUACCUUCAACUAACCAUUAAAAUGAAAUGAGCUUGACCACACACACAAAGAUGCUAUUUUUGCUGGAAUUAAUUUUCUUUAAAUUUUAAUAUAUGCUCCUAUAACCUCAUCUAUAACUUUUAAUUUAAAGUGCAUAUAUAAAUUUAUGUAUAAAUACCUAUUUAAACGAAUGGCACAUUUUGUUUUAACUUUACCUAUCGUUUCCGCAUAUCACAGAAUAUUUAGAUGUAUGGCCGUAUAGUUUACCGUGGCACAGAAUAAAAUUUCGAAGUGAAGGUUGUUUCCAAUGGCAAAUGAAGGUGUCGCGAGUACGUGCAUGGACGUAUUAUAAAUAUGUUCUAAUCAUAAUAAUAUUCACUUCAUUUUAUAGUGUUUUUUCUGAACUUUUUCUGAUGGUAUUCUCACAGAUGCUGCGCUGUUGCAACGUAAAUUACGGGAAAUGCUUCUGCAUAUAGCGGGAAAAUAAUGCAUUAAUACUAUAGGGGAAAUGAUGGUGCAAAUAAAAAAAUACGUUAACUACGGGAAAACGCAAAUCCCGGGUACGUGAAAAAGAGGUUCUACUGUAUGAAAUGUAAACAAAACUGUUUAUAUUUUGUAUCUCACGUCGUACAAUAAUACACUUACAUGAAAUAGUGACAGUAAAUUGAAGAAAGCCUACACUUUGGGAAAAAGUCCAUAGUUGUGUUUCGCUUCAAAGCUGACUGUUUAUUGCCACUAAAUCUCGCACCAGCGCCUGCUAGUGGAACUAAGUGGCAUGCACAUUUGAAUUUGCUGACCAGAACACUUUAGGUUGAUCAGUAUUUGGAUAAUAAAUGCUGUAUUGUACUCCCAGUUUCGAGAAGCCUAAGAUGUCCAAGUUCUGUCCCUGCCCAAACACGCCCGAAUAUUCACCUUGGGCCAACCUCGGGAUUUGUUUUAUUUUUGCGCAGGAAAAAUGAAUCAAAUAUUAAAAGUGGUCGGUUAGGUUAGCUACAUUAAAACACUUUAAAACAGAGAAAUAUAAAUAUAUAUAAAUAAACCCGAGGUUGGCUGAAGGUGAAUAUUCGGACGUGUUCGGGCAGGGACAGAACUUGAUGUACAUCUUAGGCUUCCCCCAGUUUCAUGUGAGAACACUCUGCUCCUCAUUGUGAGUCCUCAUUUGUCUCAUUACCUCUUUGUUGACAAGGUGUUUAACCCUAAUGCGUUCAGUAAUCUCUUGUAAGAAGUCUGUUUGAAACCAAGCUGAAGGCUUUGUAUCUUAAUAUUUAUUCAAGUGUAUUCAAGUGUGCACUAAUAGUGUUUUACCCUCACUGGUCAUCACGGGGCCAUCAAGCGGGAGGGGUAGUUGAGUUUUCAGAUUCUCCAAAUGUUUGGAUUCACCUUGGUAGGGCAAAAAUAUUAAAAAUCUUUUGUUAAUAGAGUUCAUUGGAAACGUUACAAGUUAUGCAAUACAGAGAUCACGUUUCCAGUUAUGGCCACAGUAACUUUUACAGUCAGAAACAUUUUUUUAACGUAAGGUUUUAAAAAUUGUACAUUUUAUGAUACGGAGGGGGGUCGACCAAAUUAUUUUCCCUAGGGCCCUUGGCUUCUAUUGAUAGCCCUGAGUCAUCACCACAAACUUUUCCAAAUUUAAUGCAUUUUUCACAUCACAAGCUAACCAUAUCAAGCGACACUUUUUUUUUGCAUGUUAAAUGUUUGACAAAUGACAUUAUAUUGAAGACUAAUACAGUUGUUUUGUUAUAAAAUAUGACAUCGACCUGGGCUACGCCCUGCCUAAGCCCAAUAUGCCUCACGUCUUGCCCUUGCAGGCCCCUUCCUCCCACCACCACUCGCCGUAGUGUGUGCGUGUAUGUCGACCCGUGCUCACCGGUUUUAUGUCAGUGCUUCGCUCCCGAACGAUGCCGAGCGGGGACGAACAUUCCUGAGGCAGACUUCAUUUUAAUAUUAAAUUAGUUAUGUAAUUUUAUUGUUUUCAGCCAGUAGGCUAAUUUAAUUAAGGGUUUAGGUAUGUUCAUUCCUUUUCCGGUGGCACGCUUUAUUUAAAUACCUGUUAACAGCCGUUGGGCAUUUGUGAAUGGUGGACCCGCCUCGAGGACGCGCUGGGAGUCGGUCGCCAUCACUGCCCGUCGUCUGCAACUCUCCACUAUUACUGAUCCACAUCCAUCUGGCUAUUCAAUUUAUAUAAAGCAUUUUCUUUAAUUUCAGGACUUACCUCGGGCAGUAGACUCUUUUAUUUAAGUUUUAUUUAAUUAACAUAUCAGUGUCUUUUGUGCGCGUGGCCACGCAGGAGAAGAAUGAGGCGUGUGGGCCGCCUUCGAGAGCCUACCUUAUUGUGUGCCUUAAUCAAUAGCGUGACCCCCGCUGAGAGGGGAUGUAAUUACCUGUCUUUAUUUAUACUGGGGGAAACAGGACUCGCUGCACACUGGCGACGUCACGGCCCUGAGAAUAGAGUCGCUGGGUCCACAUGCCCAUAACACAUGUGCUGGCGCCCUAAGUAUAAAGCCAAGUACAUAUAUCCGAAAAUAUGAACCCCCUUUGCGACAGCAAAUACUAUAUAGUCUUAACUCUUAACAUAACUUUUUAUGAUUCACUAUUACAAUUACUAUAAAUGAAUAAUCAUUUAGGAAGUUUUUCUAGAUACCCAUCUCACAGAAAAAAAACAUACCAUAACCCAAACCAAAAUUUACAUAUGGCAUUCCUACUUAACUUUGUAACAAGUCACAAUCAUGCCCAUCUAAGACAACUGUUCUUUGCACUUACAUAAACACUAGAAAAAUAUCCAAUAUGAAAUUGCAGGUAGUUGGGUAUUAAGUUCUGUUAAUGAUUAUGAUAUUCUAAGACUGUUAACUAUAUGAAUUGAAAUAAAAGAGUUUUAAAUGAAUUUUGGAAUUUAUUCUUGUCACGUCACAAAUUUAAAUGUUAUAUGAUCUGUCCAAAAGAACACACUCUCUUGCCGAUCGCUACUCACAGCCCAGUGCCUUCACAAAAUAAUGUCACUAGCCACACUCGUCUAGGUACGAAGAUACACAGGAAAUAAAUCCCGGUAGACCAGUGGACCACCCAGGCCUACGCCACAUACUUUUCAGUAACUUAUAACAUACACAUAGCAUAGAAUAUGGACAAACCUUUGUCAAUUUCCAAAAAGACUACCAAUACUUUUACUUAGUUUUCUUAGUUAAUUGUGGCAUAUUACUUAAAAUUUUUCUUUGAACACUUGACAGGAAUACACCGUAGACUCAUUCUUUCAUAUUGUAAAUAAAAUUAAUCUUUUCAUUUGAAAAUUAUACAAAAAUACCCAUCACAGACCUGCCAACUUGUACGAUUCUGCCAAAAUUUGUAUGGGUAAUUCCAGUUCUUACGUUUUUACGGGGAGCAGCAUUAAUUUCACGCAUUACAUUUCUGCUGGCCUGAAAUUCUACAUUGACUCACGGGCUAGCGUUUUCAAUCUCGUGCCAUAAAAUAGUGUACUUGCAUCGGUAAAUACCAUAUGUACAGUUUUUGUACCGUAUUUUUGUUAGAACAGUGCCGUAAAUGUCAAGUACAAUACCACAGUUUUGUAAUGGUUUUUAUGGCAAGAAAGGAAGUACCGAUUUUAAUGUGCUGCAAGAUUGUUUUAACCACAUUUUGUGGUACAUCUACUGUAGUUUACAGUACAGAAUACCAUAUAUUCGCACUGACCCGGUGACAUUUUUUGCCGUGCUUCCACAGUACUGCGCUGUGGUGAAUACUUUCGAAAUCGUUAGAUUCAGACAUCAUAAUUGUAUACUGGACAGUUGUAUAUGCGACAAUGCGACGUCAUUCAUUCACUUUAAGAUAGUAACCUUUAUCUAUGGGAUAAGGACACGGACCGCCCAGAGGCCACAGGUUCGGACUGUUGUAGAUGGGCCUGUCGUGUACGAGAUUGGUUAUGCUCCACGCAUGUAGUGUUGUGUGUGAUAACAAAUAGUGGUUUGGUUUACAUUAAUUAAAAACUAUAGUGGUUUAGUGAAAGCAAAAUAUUUACGAUACAGUUAUGUUUGGGAGUGUAUUUGAGUUUCACAUACAUUUCGUUGUCUAGUGAAGCAAGAAAGAAAUAAAGUUGUUUGAGUCAAGAUGUUGAUUAUUUUUCUUUUUUGUUGCAUAAAUAUAGGUAGUACUUAUGUGCCAACGAAAGGUAUAAAAUGUGUGAUAAAAAGAAACAAUACGUUCAAGUGUUUAGAACGGCAUACUCUACACAGUUUUAAUGUAUUCUGAAGUCGGAGAAAGGUGAGAAGCAUGCGUUUUGUUCCGUCUGUCGCUGUGAUAUUAAUAUUUCUCAUGGGGGCAAAAAUGAUAUCACUAACCAUAUCAAGUGUGCGAAACAUGUAAGCAAUUUCAAAUACCAACAGGAAAAAAAAAGAUUAACAUUUACUUUGGCACAAAUAGUGUUGAAAAUGAGGUUAUUUAGGCUGAGUGUUUGAUCACUGGUUUUUUAGUGGAACACAACAUACCCUUCAGUGUUGCAGAUCAUGUUGGCCCACUGCUUAGAAAAAUGUUUCCUAAGUGUGAUGUGGCUAAGCAAUAUAGCUGUGGUAGAACAAAGACAACUGCCAUUGUUAAUGUAAUGGCUUUAGAUGCAGUUUCUAAUUAUUGUUGACUGUUUGUAAAAUGGGCCAUUUUGCCUUUCUACAGAUGGUAGCACAGAUUCUUGUUCCAAACUUUAUCCCCUUGUGGUGACAUAUUUUGAUCCAAAGCCAGUUAAUUGUGAGUUCUUUGCUGUCAAUUCCUACAUUGCAGGGGGAUUCCACAGGGAAAAAUAUUGGUGAACUGUUGCUCACAGAGCUCAAACGUUUGGAGGUGCCUUUUGAACAUUGUGUAGCCUUUUGCUCUGAUAAUGCCCCUGUAAUGGUUGGAGCUAAAAAUGGUGUUGUUGCACUGUUAAAACAAAAACAGCAAAAUUUAAUAUCAAUAGGCUGCCUUUGUCAUUUAGUUAACCUGUCAGCAGAGAAAGCAUCAGCCAGCAUUCCUGUGAAACUUGACGAGAUAGUUGUAGACAGUGGCGUAGCGAGGGGGUAGGCCCAGGGGGGCCGCCCCCCCCCCCCCCCCAAAAAAAAAAAGGGGGAAAAAAAGUCUGAAUUCACUAGCUAUAAAUUCUGGCCAAUGCAAUGUGUAAAGCUCUUGAAGUAGAUGUCUGGAAGGUCGGUCAAGCUAAGCUACGAUUCACACAAACAAAGGGCAGAGGCUUCCCUCCCCGCACAGAGAGGGCUCAAGGUCGGGUAUUCAGGCUGAAAACCCCCAUUACUCAUGGCUGUAAAACGCCUUCCUCAGCCGACCAGGGCGACACCCGUUUGGUCCUUACAACAAUGCAGCUAGCAGCAGUCAAGUUCUAGCAUUCUGUUCAGAAAGACUGUUCGAUCCUGUGCAGUGUGUAAUGCGUAUGGUUAAGAAUUUGUGAGUUGUGAGUUCGCAAUCGAAUGAAAAGCGCAGAAGAUGGAAAAAUUCUUGGUAAAAGAACCAAAACUAUCAGCUCCUUUGGUGGUAAGUUUUUAUUUUCUAAGUAUACUGCUUGUGUGUUGUUAACAUGUUUAUUGCUUAUGAUGGUGAAAACUGAGAAAAACAUUUUGAGCAAAUGUACAAUACUUAAAUACAAUCGUUCUCUUUUAAUGAUUGGGUAUUGCAUGCCUAAAGGGCGCCGUCAUCAUCCCGCCUCACUAACAUACAUUCACCCGACAAGAUGGCGCCCUUAAGCUGCAGUCUACUCUAGAAAAAAAAAUAGCUGUUUUGCUUAUGUUUCUUUAUUCAAAAUUAAGUAAGGGAUGACGACGUAACUUCUUCGUGCCAUACAUAUUUUACUAGGGAUCACAAUUUAGGAUUAAUAAGUAGUAAGAAAAUUCUUAUUGAUUUAUUUGAAAUUGUGACGUCCCAACCUUAGUAUAAGUACAAGGUUUAUGCCGUGCAUUGUUGCCAGAUUGAAGCCGCAUUACGAAGUUCGGCAGAUGUAUUACUUUGAUUUUUUUUGUACUGACAUAUUAUUUAUAAAUAUGGUAAAAAAAAAGUCACAAAAUUUGUGUUGACUUGUGGUACGAAAUAUAUCUAAUGGUAAAAUUAUUAUACAGUAAAUUACACGUUACUGUUUCUUAGGACCCAUCAUCAAUCUCCGAAUGCUGAAAAUAGGAGUGCCAAGACAAAAGAAACUCCCUUGGAUCUGGAUCCUACUCUUCAUAUGGUCAGUAGUUCCGUUGUCACGCUUCUGCCAACUCAACCAGCUUUUACUCCAUGCAGUGGUACAGGUAUGACCCAGAUAGGAUUUCAGAGCAAUUCUAUGAUUUCAAAGGAAUGUUGUGCCUAUAAUGACAUAGGGUUGUAUGUAGGGAAGGCAAACAAUACAGAUGCAGAAAAAGAAAUGCUGUUGAGAAGGCCAUGGCAACCAUCGGAAACUCAUAAGUGUUAUGUGCAAACUAUAGGUUCAAAAAGACGGACUUUCCAAAUCAAAUGGUUCCAAAGAUUUUCUUGGUUAUCAUACUCUGAAAAUCUAAGUGGAGCAUUUUGUAAAACCUGUGUUUUAUUUUGCCCUUGUGAUGUUGGUAAUGGCUCUCACGAGGAGUCUGGUGAGUAAACCAUUUAAUAAGUGGAAGGAUGCUCUCGAAACUUUUGAAAAACAUGCACGAACCAAGUACCACUUAAAUUCAGAAAUAGCAGCCAAAAUGUUUUUGGAUAUUUAUGACUGCAAGCAAGCUGAUGUCAGUGAACUUCUUUCACAGAAAGUCAAAACUGAUGCAGAACGAAACAGGAAAAUUAUAUCAACCAUUGUCGAAACUCUUAUUUUUAACGGGAGGCAAGAAAUACCUCUACGUGGGCAUCGAGAUUCUGGGCGGAUAACUGUUGAAGAGCCUACCAACAAUGAUGGAAAUUUUCGAGCACUACUCCGCCUUCAAGCAAGAGCAGGAGAUUCGCUUCUGAAUGAACACAUAAACAGUGGACGAGGUAAUGCGAUGUACAUCAGUCCCACAGUUCAAAAUGAACUGCUUAGUUUGAUCGGGAAGCAAAUUCAGGAAAAUGUUUUAGAAAGAAUUAAAAAGGCUAAGUUUUUCACUGUAUUGGGAGACAAAACUACAGAUAUCAGCUAUGUUGAACAGUUUUCUCUGUGUGUCAGGUAUGUUGACAUAGACUUGAUUGAUAUUAGAGAGGAUUUUCUGACAUUCGUUCCUGUGUAUGAUGUCACUGGGGCUGGAAUAGCAUCUACCAUAAAAACGGAACUACUAAAACUCGGUUUAGAAAUGACAAACCUACGUGGACAAGGGUAUGAUGGUGCUGGAGCCAUGAGUGGGCACCUUAAUGGAGUCCAAGCUAUAAUUAGGAAAGAUUGCCCAAAAGCUCUGUACACUCAUUGUUCGUCUCAUGUUCUUAACUUGUGUCUAAAUUAUGCUGCAAAAACAGACGUUAUUCGCAACUGUUUUUUCACGAUAUCAGAAGUAGCCUCAUUUUUCAGAGGUUCGGCACAGCGGACUAAGAUAUUGAAGGAAGGGCUGGAAGUUGCAGGGAUACUGAAUAGUGUUGUUCACAACUAUAAUGAUACACGAUGGGUUGAAAGGCACGACUGUGUUGCUGUAUUUUCCGAGUCAUUUUUGUCUAUCGUCCAAGCCUUGGAACUGUUGAUAGAAAGAAGACAAGGUGAUUUGACAGCAAAAAUAAAAGCAAUCGGGCUACACUCAAAUUUGUGCUCUUUUGAAUUCAUUGUUACGCUACUAGUCAUGUCAAAAAUGUUGUAGAUAACAUACCACUUGUCGCAGUUCUUACAACGAGAGCGCUUGGAUCUGUUUUCAGCCAUGGCCAAAAUUGAACACGUGGAAAAAAUGAUCGCCGAAAUA